AUUUGAAUAGUCAUAAUGGCUUAUGGAGCAUUUAGCCACAGGUUUUUGCAAUUCGUUGCGCUGGGUGUCUUAAUGCUGAGCAUGACUCAGGCCCAGGCCCAGGAGACGGCGACCACAGACAGCCCAGAUCUACUGACUGAGCCCAGCGAACAGACGACUUUGGUAACGGACCCAACGUUGGGCGAGACAACAACGGAGAUUCCAGCGACAGUCGAUGUGGUGCCUGCCAUCGAGACUGAGAAUCGUAAUGCAGCCUUUGAUCUCUCAGCUGCUGCCGAUGUGGAUUCGAAUGAGAGCAACUUGAGCAAUGGGCGCUGCGCAUCGGGUGCAGUCGGCUUCGAAAUUGUCACUGGCUAUGUAUUUUCAGCACCUGGCAAGCUGGUGGAUUCCCUGCCUGGCACUUUAAUGCUGACGGAUUGUCUGACAACCUGCCUUAAGAACACAACCUGUCAGUCCGUUAACUACGAGACAGGUCUCUGCGUGCUAUUUUCAGCACAUGCUGAUCAGCUGCCAGGCGCCUUAACCAAGUCGCAGUUUCCGGUUUUCACAAUCUAUGCACAGAAAUCUUGCCUCUCCGCGAAGCCCUGCUCGCGGGCGUGGGUCGUGGACCGCGUUCAAAACUACAAACUGAAGUCGGAAGUUAAGCGCCGCUUCUCAGUGGGAUCUCGGCGGGAAUGCUACGACCUGUGCCUCAUCGAAACGGAAUUUACAUGCAGAUCAGCGAACUUUAACAGAGAUACAGGCGCCUGCGAGUUGAGUGAAAUGGAUCGUUCGACGCUGGCUGGCACGAAUGCUUUCCAGGCUAUGGAAGGCAGCGACUAUCUGGAGAAUCAUUGCAUCGAGGAGCCGAAUAAGCUAUGUGAAUUCAAGCGACUGCCUGGACGCAUUCUAAAGACAGUUGACUCGGUCUACCAGGAAGUGAGCAGCGUGGACGAGUGCCGUGAGCUGUGUCUCAAUUCCCCAUACAGGUGCCACUCGUAUGACUACAAUGACACGGGCGACAUGGUCUGCCGUCUGUCGCAUCACAGCCGCGCCACGCUGACGGACGUGCAAGAUCCGUACCUAGAGGUGCCUGAGGCCUCGACCUAUGAGCUCGCCUCUUGUUACAAUGUGACGAUUGAGUGUGGAGGAGGAGAUAUGUUGGCCAAGAUUCGCACCUCGAAGCUGUUCAGCGGCAAGGUCUACGCCAAGGGCUCGCCAAGAUCGUGCUCAGUGGAUGUGAGAAGCGCCCUGGACUUCGAGCUGCGCAUGAACUAUCAUGAUCUGGAGUGCAAUGUGCGUCAGAGCCAGAGUGGACGUUACGUCAAUGACAUUAUCAUACAGCAUCACGAUAUGAUAGUCACAUCUUCCGAUCUGGGUCUUGCCUUGGCCUGCCAAUACGAUCUGACCAACAAGUCGGUGACCAAUGGCGUCAACCUGGAUGUGCGCGGCGAUCUGACGCCCGCCCUAUCGGAGGAGGUCAUUGUCGACUCGCCCAAUGUCAUAAUGCGUAUUACUUCGCGCGAUGGCUCCGAUAUGAUGCGCUCUGCCGAGGUGGGUGAUCCGCUGGCGCUCAAAUUCCAAAUCAUGGAUGAGCAGAGUCCCUAUGAAAUUUUCGUUCGCGAGCUGGUCGCCUUGGAUGGCGUAGACAACUCGGAGAUCACGCUGAUCGACUCUAAUGGCUGUCCCACCGAUCACUUCAUCAUGGGCCCCAUAUACAAGAGUGAGGGCUCCACCAAGAUCUUGCUAUCCAACUUCGAUGCCUUCAAGUUCCCAUCCAGCGAGGUUGUGCAAUUCCGCGCCUUGGUCACCCCCUGCAUGCCCAGCUGUGAGCCCGUUCAGUGCGAUCAGGAGGAUACCAGCGGCGAGUACAGAUCUCUGCUCUCCUAUGGCCGUAAGCGUCGCUCGCUGAACACAACAGCCACCUUUGAGCUGCGUCAGAAACGUGAGGUCAAGACACCCUCAGACAUGCUACUCGUUCAGUCCAUUCAAAUCACUGACAAAUUCGGCUUCGAUGAGCAACAGAGUCGUAAGUCCAAUAUCGGUGGAUAUUCGGAUAACAAUGAGACGGAAUUCACAACCACAAAUCCCGGUCGCGGCUUCUGUGUCAAUGCAUUUGGACUCAUCACAGCUGCCACCUUUUUCCUGCUCACCCAAUUGGCUAUAAUUGGCAUUUGGACCGUUUGCUAUCAGCGCCGGCAGAAGCUGCAAGCUUAUCAGCAUUCUUAUUAGGUUUUACACUUUUGCUAAGUUUCGAACUCAGAUCGAACAGGUUCAAGUUUCAACAGGUGCGAACGACGAUAACGGGUGACACAUAUAUAUAGCUCACAUAUAUAUAUAUCUGAUACUUGGCAGCCUUGGAAUUGGUCUUGUCUAGUCAUGGCUCGAUUUGGGUGUAGAAUAUAAAUAGAAAUCUCGCGGAUUGUUUGUUGGUUAAUGGAUACUUAUAUUUCAGUUCUACUAUUUAUAUAUUUCGUACCUACCUUAUGUACUAUGUACUUGGCCCUGUUUUCCACACUUAUGAAGGCAGUUUGAGAACUGCCUUCGUGACUUCGGAAAUAACAAGAGAAACCACUCAGAAAGCACUUUAAAUUAACUUUAUUUAAUUUAUAUACUAACUUAGUUGAAUACAGAACUUUCCCUAAAGCAGCA
Drosophila hydei is the source of this 2631-nucleotide messenger RNA. RefSeq lists its product as uncharacterized. The transcript has 7 exons. NCBI's taxonomy places the organism in Eukaryota, Metazoa, Arthropoda, Insecta, Diptera, Drosophilidae. The record is from RefSeq and is a predicted model, not a curated record. The coding region runs from base 16 to 2211 and encodes 731 amino acids.